AGGGAGCCGCUCUGGGAGUUUUCGGUAACCUGCAGUAAAGGAGAAAUAAGUUGCGUGUUUUAUCCCGUCAAUUUUUUUUGUUCUGUGCACGCAAACGCUCCGCCCCAAUGAAGAUUUGAAGAAAGAACUCACGCCUAAAUUGGACUGUCAGAAACCGAUAAGACUUUGAGUUUUAUGGACGUCGCCAUAUUUGAUAUUACUUCGAUCACUGUCGCAGUUUGGCUGACAUUUCGGGACUAUAAAACAAUGCAAGCUUAUGUUUCUCUAUGGCUCCGAAACCUACAGAUGUCCGAGUUCCACUCUCUAUGCAACUGAUACUCGACUGCCACUGGCUCAUUUGCGUUCGAGGGGAGGGGCUUACCGACAGACCAGUUUUAAGGAUGGACAAAUGUGGACGUAAAAAUAUUGUAGCAAAUCCUACAUCUGGUUGGCUGUUUACUCCCUCAUAUACUUACACAUGCAGAGAAUUGUCUCCACUUCCAAAAUGGAAAAGUCUGCUGGGGGUUAAGCAAGCUUUCUUUGGCUCGGUUUUCAGCGUGAAACGUGCGCCAGGGGUUUAGUGACACCUCGAAGAGACCGAAGACUUUUUCACAGGAAACUGAAAGAUUUCUCUUUCUCACACUGACAAGACGUAGAGGAGAGGAUGCUGCAACAGCAGUCCCAGUGGACUGUCGACGGUCAGCAUGCUAACUUUCUCAUUCCUGAACCAUCCUGCAUAAUCAACGCCAUGGAAACAGAAUCCACCUUUAACUUGACUGCACCCACUGUGUCUUCGUUGCACCAAAACACGACGAACUCUUGCGACUACAUAUCCACCUCAGCCUCGCAGUACCAGAAGAAAGUGAUCCCAACUUUGUACAGCCUAAUUUUCCUGCUAGGUUUUCUUGGUAACAUGCUGGUGGUGUGCGUGCUAAAUCACAGUUCAGGCCGAAGGACGGUAGCCAACACGUAUCUGAUGAAUCUAGCCAUGUCGGACUUGCUGUUCCUGAGCUCUUUGCCAUUCUGGGCUGUUUACUAUUCGCUGGAUUACAACUGGGUUUUUGGAAAGGUCAUGUGCAAGCUGUGUGGAGGUCUGGUAACUAUAAACGUCUACGCUAGUAUAUUUUUCAUCACGUGUAUGAGCGUGGAUCGAUAUCAUGCCAUCGUCCACCCAUUGCACUCUCAGAGCAGCCGGAGCAUAAAUCAGGCCAGAUGUGUCAGCGGCAUCAUUUGGGUCGUGGCGGCUUUGACGACAUUGCCGACAGUUGUGUUUCGUGACAUACACACUUUCCCCAGUAACAACAUUACGGCAUGUGUCAUUAAUUUCCCCAGCGCCAACUGGCAAACCUGGUUAACUCUUGGGAAGAACACUCUGGGAUUCUUCUUGCCAUUUGUUGUCAUUGCAACCUGCUACGGCCGAAUCGCCGUAAACCUUCUGGCCACCCCGAACUACCUGGAGCCGGACUCCACCCGACUGGUCCACGUGUUGCGUAUGGUGGUAGCUGUGGUGCUGGCGUUUUUCUUUUGCUGGUUUCCGUUUCACGUUCUGGCGUUCCUCGGGGCUCUGGGGGAGCUGGUUGUGGAGUGGGAUUGCUGGGUGCUUCAAGCGAUCCAUAAACUGCUCCCGUUCUUCCUGUGCCUCGGCUUUUCCAACUCUGCCAUAAACCCCUUCCUGUACUGUUUUGUGGGAAAUCACUUCCGAGAGAAGCUGUGGCAGUUUUACGGGGACAUGCUGACGCAGAAAAGGGAUUCCAUCAGCACGAGACUAUCUUCCUUCUCCAGGAAACUGAGUGACCUCAAAGAAACCGUGCCUAUGGAGAUUCUUGAGCAGCAGAACAGCCCUUAGUGGAAUCUGAUCAAUCUACACCUUUACAUACUAUUAUUAUAAUGCAGAAGACCAUGCCAAGUGCUUUUCCAUGGACUGCUAUCUGUUUGAGAUGAUCAGUUAUGAUUGUUGUUGGUUGCUAUAAUUGGGGUUGUGUCACUGUGCCUUGCUUCUAAUUACGCAAUGAUUGUGAAUAGCGCCAGCAUCUAUAAACAACAUUUGGUUACAUAACAAUGUGUAGAAAUAUAGUCCACAUAUUAUUCUUUGAUCAGACUUUAUACAGGAUGAGGAAUUUGCUGAUUUUCUGCACAAAUCAUAGAUAAGAAAUAAAUAAGAUAAAACGUCUUAAUAUUUGGAUUAUUGGUAAUAUCAGAGUAAAUAACACUCAAAUGUUAGUGUUAAUCAUGUCUUUCAUAUGCCUGAAAGCUGCCAGACAGACUAAAACUAUAAACUGUAAUAUACAAAGUCACAAAGCUGUAAUAUACAAUGUAACAUGAGCUGUUAAAAAUCAUUGUAAAUUGAAUUAUAGUUCUAUGAUAAAGGAGCAUCAUCAAUAAAUGAUGUUUGCAAGUA
Messenger RNA from Puntigrus tetrazona (Sumatra barb), 2377 nucleotides. RefSeq names its product angiotensin II receptor, type 2 (gene agtr2). The record is from RefSeq and is a predicted model, not a curated record. Gene Ontology annotation, molecular function: angiotensin type II receptor activity. Gene Ontology annotation, cellular component: membrane. The coding region runs from base 644 to 1825 and encodes 393 amino acids. Lineage: Eukaryota; Metazoa; Chordata; Actinopteri; Cypriniformes; Cyprinidae. Gene Ontology annotation, biological process: regulation of vasoconstriction; G protein-coupled receptor signaling pathway; immune response. The transcript has 4 exons.